AUGGCAGCCUUGGCCUGCAACUGCAUCUUACCCUCCCCUGAAGUGCGAAAAUGGAAUGAGAUUAUCAAGAAACACAUGCUCAAUGGUGAUGCAGUCCAAGCUAUGUGUACAUAUGUGAAUGUGCAAGGACUUGGCUUUUAUGCUGAUAACUACACAUUCCCCAUUUUGCUCAAAGCAGCUGGGAGUUGGCCUAGUCCUUGUAUUGGGUUUGCCCUCCAUGGCCAGACGAUAAAAGCUGGUUUCUCCAGCCAUGUUUUCGUCCAAACUGCUCUGUUGAACAUGUAUGGGUCUCGUCACUGCAUUGCCGAUGCUUGUAAAGUGUUUGAGAAGAUGCCUGUCAAAGAUGUGGUCGCUUGGAAUUCCAUUUUAGAUGCAUAUGCCUCUACUAAUCAGAUGGAUGAAGCUCUCAAUUUGUUCAAUUCCAUGCCUUUAAAGGACUUCUCGUCGUUCAAUAUCAUGAUUUCUGGGUACUCGAGCAUCGGAAAGACAGUGUCUGCAAGAAGUAUCUUCAAUAACAUGGCAGAGAAAGAUACUGUCUCUUGGAACUCAAUGAUAUUGGCAUAUAUCCAAGGAGGAGAUAUGGAGGGAGCUUGUGAUUUGUUUAGGGAAAUGCCUGAGAAGAACAUCAUUACAUGGAAUACAAUGGUAAAAGGGUUUUUACAAAAUCGACUUCACGGUGAGGUUCUUGAUUUGUUUGAUGAAAUGAAGACUACAAAUUGCUUGCCUGAUUAUCUUACAGUAACUGGUGUUUUAUCUGCAUGUGCCCAUUUGGGAUCCCAGGAAAAAGGAACUGAAGUUCACAUAUAUGCCAUUGAUAAUGGACUUGCAUCAAGUCGCCAUGUAGCAACAGCUUUGAUAGAUAUGUAUGCCAAAUGUGGAAGCAUACAGCAAGCUUUGCAGGUUUUCUACAAGUCGCAGGUUAAGGAUGUUUACUGUUGGAAUGCAAUGAUUUCCGGGCUCGCAUUUCAUGGUCAUGGCUAUGCUGCUCUCAAAAUAUUCAACAAGAUGAGAAAGAACCAUACAAAGCCUGAUGAUAUUACCUUCAUAGGCUUGCUUAGUGCUUGUAGCCAUUCAGGUUUGGUGCAAGAAGGUAGCCAAUUGUUCUAUAGCAUGCAAAAGGAAUUUGGAAUAUCUCCCAAAAUAGAGCAUUAUGGGUGCAUGGUUGAUCUUCUUAGCAGAGCAAGACAUCUUGAUCGUGCUUUACGGCUAAUCGAAGCUAUGCCAUUUGAGCCAGGAGAAGCCAUCUUGGGUGCUUUGCUUAGUGCUUGUAUAGUUCAUCAAGAUCUUGAGACAGGUGAGAGAGUUAUGAAGCUUGUUUCUUCAAGGGCUAAUUACCUCAGUGACGGGGAGUUUAUGAUGUUCUCUAACUUGUAUGCAUCGUGUGGUCAAUGGGAAGAAGCAAAGAAAUGGAGAGAGCUGAUGCGUGACACAGGCAUUGUUAAAACUGCUGGAUUCAGUAUGGUUGAAGUUGAUGGAAAGUUUCACAAGUUCUUUCCUGGGUAA
Messenger RNA from Dovyalis caffra, 1503 nucleotides. The record is from the annotation of a GenBank genome assembly. Lineage: Eukaryota; Viridiplantae; Streptophyta; Magnoliopsida; Malpighiales; Salicaceae.